Nerophis lumbriciformis (worm pipefish) is the source of this 636-nucleotide messenger RNA. Its product is annotated as claudin-22-like. Gene Ontology annotation, molecular function: structural molecule activity. The record is from RefSeq and is a predicted model, not a curated record. Lineage: Eukaryota; Metazoa; Chordata; Actinopteri; Syngnathiformes; Syngnathidae. Gene Ontology annotation, cellular component: bicellular tight junction; membrane.
AUGGACCCGAGGAGUCUCGUACUGGAGCUGGUCGGGGUCGCGCUGAGUGCGUGCGCGUGGUGGAUGCUACUGGCGUGCACUCUUAUGUCCGCUUGGCUCACCUUGUCGACGGAGCUACUUCCGGCGGAAGUGUACGAAAUGGGCCUGUGGGAGACGUGCGUGGUGCAGGUGCACGGCGCGCUCUUGUGUCGGCGUCACGACACCCCACUUGCGCUGCCGCGUGACAUCAAGCUGGCGCGCGCGCUCGUGUGCACGGCGCUGUGCUCGGGGCUUCUCGCGCUCGGGCUCGCCAUACCAGGCCUGCACAUGGUCAACGUGUGUGACGGGCGCGCCAAAAAAGUGAUGAAAUUGUCGGGCGGGGUGGCGAGUCUUGUAUGUGCGACCCUGGUUCUGGCGGCAGUGUCCUACGUCGCUCACGUGGCCGCGGCGCGCUUCUUCGACGAGUCGGUGCCAGAGAUAUUGCCACGCUGGGAGUUUGGCGACGCGCUCUUCUGCGGGUGGACGGCAGGUGUGCUGCACCUGGCGGCAGGAGUGCUGCUGCUCGUUUCGUGUGCGUCCACGCGGAGCUUUCACGCUGCUGACCCACUGGAGACGCUGCAGACCGGAACCCACGGAACCAAGACAGCGUACGUGUGA